CGGGAAGGGAGCGGAGGCUCCCGCAACAAGAGGCAACUCAACUUGCGCAUGUGGACGAAGCAGAACGCCGUUCCGUCGCUGCCUCGCUUGCUCUCGAUCGGAACUCAGGCGGAGCAGAAUCCGCGGCCACUUGCGGGACAGGGACGCGAGAGGUGAUGUGCAGUUCGGGCUUUGUGCCGGAGAGAGCGCACGGUCCGCUUGCUUCCCUGGCAAGUCGAUAACGUCCUCGAGCGCACGACACUGCGAGAGAGAGAGAGAGAGAGAGAGAGAGGGAGAGAGCGCGAACUUGCUUGUGCCGGAGACAAGGCCGGGAUUCUCCGCAGGCUCGGCAAUUUAGCGCUACACUGUCUUGCGUCGCGGGCGAGGCGGGGGCUGGUUUAAAAGCUCGGCUGGCAAGUUGGCCAGAGGAGAGUCUGCUCGCUCGCUCGUCGAGCCAUCUGGACGCGCUCGCGCGGCCGAAUCGUUGGCACAGUCGCAAUAUCCACGAAUUGUUCGUGUGCCGCUGGCGCCUGAUCGACAGUCUGGCCAACACCGCCCGCCUUUCAGAUUCUUUGUCGCUCUGGUUGGAUUGGCGGAUCCGGGUAUAUUACCGUCCGCAAUCCAACAUGGAGGCAAGAGCGAUCACAUCCCGGGAGUGUUCCCAAAUGACGCGCGAUGCCAGAUGGUGGGGAACCGCUUCGGUGUGCGGCAACUUCGGCAGUCAAUUCUAGUCGAUGGACCUGUGGAGCACGCAUGGAGCCUAACUUCGCGACGAGUGCAGAGCGCCCGCUGUGCAAUAGGUGUGGGAAUCCGUUAGUGUGUGCAAGCCUUGUGUCCGCCGCUCGGUGAGUUUGCCACAAUUGGACUCUGCUGCUGCCGCUGCUGCUGCUCUGUAAGUAGGCAGCGGACUUGAGGCAUAUUUAGAAUCCACGUGUGGGCAAGAGGGAGGUCCCGGAUUGUCGUCGUCGGCCCGUGCCGGCAAGUGCUGGCACAAAUAUAGACGCUGCGUGCACAGUUUUUCUUCACCCAUGUUCUUGGUCGUUGCUCUGAUUGUCCAAGAUUGAUCGAGGUCCUGUCGGGAUCGUCAGGAGUGGGGUUUUCGUUUGUUGUCGACGGUGAAGCUUCUGUCAUUGCGGAACAUGGGAAAUUCGUCGGGAUGGUGUCCUAUCGAGGUCACGCGCAAGGCGAGGAAGAGUGAGGAGGGCAAAACCUUGCACACUGAUGUUCUGGAGCUCAUCCUGAGUCGACUGCCGUCGGCCGACGUUGCGCGGGCUGCCUGCGUCUGCAAGCUGUGGCAUUCGAUUGUCCGCUCUCCAGCCUUUCUCAAGCACUUCGUGCCUCAAGAAGCUUGGCUCUUUGUGGACGCCAGAAGGCUCAUGAUCUCACCUCUUGCUCGCAAAUUUAAUCUCGCGGAAGAGGCGUGGCUCUUCGUAAAUGCGAGGAGGUUCGUGGUUUCGCCCGUCGCUCGAGGUUUUAACAUUGCUGAAGACUAUGGCGGCAGAUUUCCCGACUGCAGGACUGUGGACGGGGCCAGUAUAGUGUCCUUAAUUGGAGCAGGAGGUAUUGUGUACGCCUUGACCGGUCGUAACCAAUCGAAGCUUAGCUACAAGCUCCAACCUCUCGCGCCAGAGUGGAGGGAAACUCCGAGCAUGCGGUACGCAAGGCACAAUCCUCUGGUUGGAUUGGUGAGAGCAGCUGGAUCCUUGCACUACAAGAUCAUCGUUGCAGGUGGAGCGCUGGCAGAGAAUCGCAAGGAUAUCGCAGCUGUGGAGAUCUACAGCUCAGAAACUGGCAGUUGGGAGCAAUGCGAGAGUCUUCCAGUGAAUGAAUUUUCGUUCACUUUGAGGAGUCCUGCACUCUACACCACCACGGCUGUGCUGAAGAACAAACUGUAUGUAAAUCAUCUGGGUCGGGUGUCUGUCUUCGAUCUCACAAAGAGGGCAUGGAGCACGGUCGACAUGCUGGUGGAGGGUUCAAGCCCCAGGACCGUGUACGAUGUUAGAAGCUCUCACCUCCUGACCUGUGCAGGGCAGUUGCUUCUGAUAGGACUGCAGCAUUCGGAGGACAAGGACGUCCAGUUUAGAGUGUGGAGAUUGGACGAAAAGUCUAUGAAAGGAGUGGAAUGUACCCAUGAGUGCGACGGACUGAAGCCAACUUCAAUAUUGAAGACGUGGAUGUCUGCUGCAAGGUUUAGACAGCGGAAGCAGAGCACGCAGGGUUUUGAUUCCUUGGGAUACAUUCAAUCCCAUUUCACACCAGGAAUUUACUGCUAGUUCAUGGACUCUGACGUCAACAACACCCAACUUCACAGCUUUUCGUACAAUUUUUAAGAACUGUGUAUCAUUCUUUCAGCCUCGUCCCUGUACAUCAUUGCUAGUGCUGGAAACUUCAAACAUGUGAUAUACAGCAGCUCCGCUGUUUUACAACGAAGUUAUCUACACAUUGCAAAUUAGUUGUAUGUUCCAAGGCUUCAAUGAAAGCUUCUGAAGCAGUAAUCUGUAGAUUCGCAGAUACUGCCCUAUGAAGCCAAAGAAGUACUUGUUAUACUGCUACAAUGACCAAUGGCCGCAGUAUGUCAUAAGCCGAAUGCUGCGACUUGCAAGGUUAGUGGGACCUUUGCUGCCAUACUAAGUAGUCAAAAGGAACUAUCUGGAAAAUCUGAUAUGAAUGUAGUUGCUAGUUCAAUCUGUAGCGCACCAAAACUGCGACACUUACCUCCCAACGCCGGACUAGUGGAGUGCUGGUAUGUGCAGGUAGAUUGCAACAACUCCUGACAUUGUACAGUCAAUUGAAUUUGCAGCACGAGACUUGUGUAUAUUCGAAGCCUGUCUAUCUCAGACCGUUCCUUCAGUCAAUUGACUUGUUUAAUAAAACCCGUAUGUAAAUUAGACCUUUAAACCCUAGAGUAUAUC
Messenger RNA from Marchantia polymorpha subsp. ruderalis, 2891 nucleotides. NCBI's taxonomy places the organism in Eukaryota, Viridiplantae, Streptophyta, Marchantiopsida, Marchantiales, Marchantiaceae. The record is from the annotation of a GenBank genome assembly.